Daphnia pulicaria is the source of this 1061-nucleotide messenger RNA. Its product is annotated as trypsin-1-like. Lineage: Eukaryota; Metazoa; Arthropoda; Branchiopoda; Diplostraca; Daphniidae. The coding region runs from base 132 to 1061 and encodes 309 amino acids. The transcript is spliced from 6 exons. Gene Ontology annotation, molecular function: serine-type endopeptidase activity. Gene Ontology annotation, biological process: proteolysis. The record is from RefSeq and is a predicted model, not a curated record.
GUCAAUUUUGACGAGGGUAAAUUAUUUCGUAAUUUAAGCAAUUCUUAUUUCUCUCACGUGUUCAGCUUGUCGGGCCUUUUCAACACUUGAUUAAUUAUCUUUAUAGUGCAUCAAAAAAUAUUAUUUAGAAAAUGAGCCGAUUACGCCAGUCUGGGACCGCCAUUCUCUUUUUAGUGGCCGUCCUGUUGUCUUACUCUGGCCCAGCCGAAGGCGGCCAAAACGCGAAAACAUUUCCGUCAACUCUGAACGACACCGGAAGUAAGUGGCAGACUCUUGAGGAAUUUGGGGAAGAAAGUAACGAGGAGAUGCGAAUGGUCGGCAGUGUCGUCGCUCAACGGAAUCAGUACCCCUACAUGGUAUCAUUGGGGCUUGAACGCAAUGGCCGCGUUUAUAAAUCCUGUGGUGGCUCACUAAUCAGCAUGAAUGAAAUCCUGACAGCUGCUCAUUGUGUCACCGAAAAAGGAUUUACAAAACUAAAAGACCCGGAGAAUUGGAUCGUUCUACUGGGCGCCCACGAACUGAGCGGAAGGCGGAACGACGCCCAACUGUCAAUCAAAGUCGUCAAAAUCAAAAUCCACGAGAAAUACAAUCCCAACAAUUAUUUCAACGACAUCGCCAUCCUAAUGCUGGGCCAUCACGUCAAGUUCACCGAAUCCAUCUCGCCCGUCUGUUUGCCUCCGGAUGGAUCCGCCGAUAGUUACGACGGCAGGGAGGUGUACGCCAAGGGCUGGGGACACACGCAAGAAAAAGGAACCGCCUCAGAUUUCCUUCGGCAUGUCACUAAAAUAGUUGUUCCUACCGAGACAUGCCGGCGAGUUUUCAAAUCCUUCGAGUACCAAGAUCACAUGAUGUGCGCUUACGAGCCCGGAAAAGGAACUUGCCAAGGCGAUAGUGGCGGUCCGCUCGUCGUCAAAUCGACUGGACCGAAAUGCAAAUAUGAACAAGUUGGGAUCGUCAGCUGGGGAAUCGGAUGUGCUAGAAGUGGAUACCCAGGCGUUUUCAUGAGAGUGACGUCAUUCCUGCCCUGGAUCAAGAUGAACAGAUUGAACACGCAAUGGUAA